Colletotrichum orchidophilum is the source of this 2514-nucleotide messenger RNA. RefSeq names its product WD repeat domain-containing protein. Gene Ontology annotation, cellular component: elongator holoenzyme complex. The record is from RefSeq and is a predicted model, not a curated record. Bases 1 to 2514 code for a protein of 837 amino acids. The transcript is spliced from 3 exons. Gene Ontology annotation, molecular function: protein binding. Gene Ontology annotation, biological process: tRNA wobble uridine modification. Lineage: Eukaryota; Fungi; Ascomycota; Sordariomycetes; Glomerellales; Glomerellaceae.
AUGGUUGGCGCCCUGCCAUCUAUAGAAUAUAUUUCCACGGGAGCCAACAGGCAGACCGCCGUCGCUGACUGGAGCCCAUGUGGUCUACUUGCCUUUGGCGCUGACUGCAACAUUGCGUUGUGGGCGCCGUCUUCUGAAAAUGCAGAGGGAAUCAAGACACUCUUAAGUGGUCAUAAGGAGGUUGUUAAAGCAGUCAAGUUUUUGCCCCAAGUGGACGGCGAAAACCGUAAACUCCUCAUCAGUGGCUCAGAUGACCAAACACUCAAGGUGUGGUCGCUGGACGCAGAGACAAAUCAAGGGGAGUGCAUCCAGACGAUACACGAUCACGCGGCACCUGUGAACUGCAUCGCCAUCCUGCGGUCCAAAAAGGCCCCUAAACAGGUUCUCCUGGCCUCAGGGGCUGCCGACGCAACCAUCAAGAUCUGGCAGUUCAGUGGUGGUCAGCUGCAGCUUCGUCAAACUAUUAAGACCGCCCCCAAAUACUUUCCCCUGUGCUUGGCUCUCACAGCACUCGACGAAGCCGAGGACGUGUUCGUUUUAGCGGCAGCUGGAACAAAGACGUUUGUGCAAAUAUUCGUCGCCGCCGCCGGCGAGGAAACAUUUGAUUUCAAGCUUCAAACUACUCUAUCAGGACACGAGGGUUGGAUACGGUCUCUGGAAUUCACAUGGGAGAACUCAGAGUCAAGCAGUGACUUGCUCCUUGCCUCGGCAAGCCAGGACAAGUACGUCAGGCUGUGGCGUCUUCACUUGGGCAAGGAGCUGCCCUCACUCGCCGCAGAGGGCUCAGAUCCUCUAAGCGGUGCCUAUCUGCCGGGUAAGUCUCCCUCGAACAAGGCCCACCGGCUUCAGUCUGCCGGCAAGGACUUUUCCAUCACGUUCGAGGCUCUUCUCCUGGGUCACGAAGACUGGAUUUACAGCGCGAAGUGGUUCACCCGCAGCGAUGGCAAGCUCCAGCUGUUGUCCGUGUCCGCAGACAACUCCCUCGCCAUGUGGGAGGCGGACAGCACCUCCGGCAUCUGGGUCAGCAUAGUCAGGCUGGGCGAGAUCAGCAGAGAAAAGGGCGCGACGACGGCGACGGGUAGCAUCGGCGGCUUCUGGACGGGUCUCUGGGCUCCGGACGGCAAGUCCGUCGUCUGCCUCGGCCGGACGGGCAGCUGGCGCCGCUGGGUUUACGAUGACGAACGCGACCAGUGGAGGCCCGCCAUAGCCGUCAGCGGCCAUACCAGGACCGUGACGGGUAUCGCCUGGUCACGCGACGGAGACUACCUCAUGUCAACGAGCUCAGACCAGACCACCCGCCUCCACGCCCGGUGGAGGCGCGGUGAUACCGCUGACGACCACCGCUCGUGGCACGAGAUGUCCCGCCCCCAGAUCCAUGGCUACGACCUCAACUGUAUCGAUACCCUCGGCGCCUCACAGUUUGUCUCGGGCGCAGAUGAGAAGCUCAUGCGCGUCUUCAGCGAGCCGCGCGCCGUCGCCAAAAUGCUUCAAACCCUCGGCGGGAUCGAGACCGAGGCGCCCGCAGAGUCCAUGCCCGACGGCGCCAACAUGCCCGUCCUAGGCCUCUCCAACAAGGCCAUCGACGCCGUCGACGAUGAUCAGGAGGUCCAGGCCGACGACCAGUAUGACCGCGAGGCCGUCGACCCGGCCACGGUCGUUCGCAAGUCCAUGCUCGAUAUCGACCAUCCGCCCUUUGAGGAGUCCCUUUCACGACACACCCUCUGGCCUGAAACGGAGAAGCUGUACGGCCACGGCUACGAGAUCUCCUGCCUGGCCGCCAGCCACGACGGCAGGCUCGUCGCCAGCGCCUGCAAGGCGAGCUCCCUCAACCACGCCGUCAUCCGCGUCUUCGAGACGGAGCGCUGGACGGAGGUCAGGCCGCCGCUGGCGGCGCACACCCUGACCGCCACAAGGCUGCGCUUCUCCUCCGACGACCGCUUCCUCCUGAGCGUGGGCAGAGACCGGCAGUGGGCCGUCUUCGAGCGCGGGGCCGACGAACAGCAGCAGUACUCCUUGCUCCAGGCGAAUCCCAAGGGCCACACGCGCAUGAUUCUCGACGCCGCGUGGGCUCCUCUGUCCGCGAGCGGUGGUGCCAGCAGGGUCUUUGUGACGGCGGGACGUGACAAGAACGCAAAGGUGUGGGUUGGCAAGGCUGUGGAGAAAGAAGGCGUAAGCAAGACCGAGUUCACCCUGGCUUCGAGUAUUGCUUUCGACGGGCCCGUUACGGCGGUCGACUUCCUCGGCAGACGGGAUGCUGGCGGCGAGCUCGUCCUCGCCGUCGGCACCGAGUCUGGCAAGAUAUCUCUUUGCACGCUGGCCCCUGAGACGUUCCAGCCGGCCAGCACACUCCAGCUUGCGUCGAUCCUCUGCCUCCCCAAACCCGUUUCCCAGCUCGCCUGGCGGCCAUCAAAGAGUGAAGGCAACAUAGACGAAUUGGGCAUUGCUGGCGAAGAUAGUUCCCUGAGAGUAUACAGGUUCACCGGACUAGGAGCGCCGUCCCAGUUCGACGAAUGA